Molecule: messenger RNA, 1248 nt
Organism: Mycosarcoma maydis (corn smut)
Lineage: Eukaryota; Fungi; Basidiomycota; Ustilaginomycetes; Ustilaginales
Exons: 1
Coding region: 1-1248 (415 amino acids)
Cellular component (GO): cytoplasm
Molecular function (GO): flavin adenine dinucleotide binding; electron-transferring-flavoprotein dehydrogenase activity
Source: RefSeq, a predicted model, not a curated record
AUGGAUGGCAUCAAGAACGUUGUAAUCAUUGGGGCAUCAGCCGGUGGUGCACAGACGGCACGGGCUCUGCAGAAACGCCUUCCCGUCACGCACCGAAUCGUGCUCAUCGAAGCCAACGAAUUCGCCUUUUGGAUUGUCGGUGCCUUGCGUGCUGCAGUGAUGCCGGGGUACGAGAACAAAGUCUUUGCCUCGCUCGAUACAAUCUUUCCUGCAACGUCACGCCAUAUUCUCCUCAAGAAAAUGCGCGUGGUCGAGAUAGCCAGCGAUCAUGUUCGUCUUGACAGAGUUGCUCCAGCACCUUUUGAAUCUGAUCGCAUCGAGGUGGAUGUCGGUAUAAUCAGCACUGGUCUCUGUUACCCGUAUCCUAUGGUACCGUUCAGCCAGAACUGGCAAGAAAGCAUCAACGCCUUUCGUUGCACGCAAGCUGAUAUUGCUGCUGCCAAGAAUGUUGUCAUUCUCGGAGGUGGUGCUGUAGGAGUCGAGUUCGCAGGUGAGGUUAGAGAACUACACCGCGACACACAAAUUACCUUGCUCGAGCGAUCGCCACAAUUACUAAAAGGAUGGCGUGAGCCUCUCCACGCGCAGCUACUCGCUCAGCUUGAGCGCUUGAGCGUAGACGUCCGCCUAAACACAUCCAUUCAAGUGACCGAUGAGUUGCGAGCUUCGGCGUAUCGACUCUUGUCACCAGUACAGCAGCUGGCGGUUUCGGAUGGAACCAAAGUGGACUGCGACUUCCUCUUUAUAGGCACAGGUGGCGGAGCCAACGCCUCUGCGCUGAAUUCUGACGCGUUGACGGACUCUGUUCAAGUAAGGAAAUCCGAGUCACGGUCGACGCCUCCACGAUACGUCGAUGUUGAUCCAAGAACGCUUCGACUCAAGUAUGAACCUCUGCAAGCUCGCUGGUUCUGUGUUGGCGAUGCUGCCAACACAUCCGAUCCCAAAACAUAUUCCGCAGCAGAAGAUCACGCAAGAGUUGUUGCUGAUCAAGUUUUAGGACAAGUACUAAACAUUUCCUCCGGUCUCAAGGAACAUUCGAAAGCCACUUCGUUAAUGUCCGUGUCCCUGGGGACAUCAGGUGGCGCAACUCAAUUAGUGUGGCCGGUGUUUGGAAAGCUGUUCACCUCACUCAUCAAGAGCCGUUCGCUUGGGCUAUCUGCGUUUAAGAAUCGGUACAGCGCAGUCUUUGCUCCUGAUUCAACGUCAGACGCAAGGACCGACGACCUCAGGCCUCUUGCACCAUUCAAGUAG